Messenger RNA from Setaria italica (foxtail millet), 3593 nucleotides. RefSeq lists its product as uncharacterized. The coding region runs from base 112 to 3270 and encodes 1052 amino acids. The record is from RefSeq and is a predicted model, not a curated record. Lineage: Eukaryota; Viridiplantae; Streptophyta; Magnoliopsida; Poales; Poaceae. The transcript has 3 exons.
UCUUCCCCUCUCUCUUACUCAGCCCGAGCUGUGUGCUCCCCGCCCCCCGGACCCCAGCCCGCAUCUCUCGCCGGCGGAGCGCGCCUGCGCCCCGGGGGAGAGGACGCCAGGAUGGCCAAGGCCAGCGCCGCCGAGCCAUUCUCGAUACGGGGGUUCGCCACGAGGAUGCGGGCCGUGGACGCGGCCGCGUGCUACCCGUUCGGCGGCGAUGGAGCCUGCUGGGUGGAGGGGGAGCCGCCGCUGCCGUUUCCGCCGAUGGACCCGACGCCGCGGUCCCGUUGGUGGAAGCACGAGCUCGCGGCGGUGCGGGCCCGGCUCUCGGCAGGCUCCAAUGGCGGAGAGGCUGCGACAGCCGGCGGCGAGGGUGGCGGUCUGCGGAGGGGGACCAAGAGGAAGGAAUCCCGCUCGGGUUCCGCGGCCGAGAGGGCCAAGAAACGGCGGCGCAUGCUCCAAUUUAGGUCCUUUCUGAAGAACAAGGAGAAAACUUCUAAGCCUCAGUCAACAUCUCGUUUACAUCAACACAUGCUGCAUAUGGCAUUGUUGAGAAAACAUAGAAGUUCUACUGUUUGUACAAGGACAGAACAUGAAUCAAGGAAGAAACUGGAUGAGGCAUGGGAUUGUAUACUACUUCAUGAAAGCAGUGUGAAUAAUCAAAGCAGAGAAAGAAUGGACCCUUGUAAUGAAAUGCAUAGUAACCUUUUCUGGAGAAAGGAACUAAAUUCCUCAGUAAAUAAGCAAGGCAUAGAAGUCAGUGAGUCAACUAAUUGUCCAGCAAAUACUGGCUGUGAAGUAGUGGUGAAACAUGCUACAGGGCCCAAAGAUGAUAUUUUUGGAGAUCUCCCGCUCCUGGAAUUGGAAAGCUCCAAGACUAUGUUUCGAACAGGUGUUGAUGAACUUCCGACUGUUAUAGAAGAAUCGUUCAUAACAAGUCAAAGUGAAGCAGAUUCUAUACCAGAAGCUGUACCCUUGAGACUGAUAGAUGCAUCUGACAUCACUGUUCAGACGCCAUCUCCUCUUGUUGAUUUGGUGAAAAGUGAAGUAAAUCCGCACAACGAGCCAGCAUUCAUCUCUCACAGUGAUGUUGCAGGAAGUCGCCCUUCCACUGUCCGGAUGGAUGGUCUGCCACAUCAUAAGAACAUCAGCGUAAUGGAACCAGAUCCUGGUAAUAUGCAGUUGAAAUUUAACGGGUCUGCCUUAAGUACUAAUUCUGACCUGAGGUCAAAAUGUGGUUCUAGAAACCCUCUGCAGGGUUGUUCUGAUGCGAAUAAAAAUUGCUCGAAGGAAAUAAAGAAACAUAGUACAAGUUCUACCAGUUCACCCGCCAUGAGAACCAGAACUGAAGCUACUAAAUGUAAAGAUGCAUUGGUUAAGGGCAAGAAGAGUACUGAUAUCGCUGCAGUGGUUGCACUACCUGCACCCAUGAACCAUCUUUCCUCUCAAGUCAGCGUGUUGCCCUCUGCAGUAUCACAAGGGGUUUUCAGCACAAGAACUAAUGCAGAUGACAUGUCUUCAUUCAGAAGUAUGCCUGCCAAGGAAUGCAUCCCGUCUACUAGACCUUUUGGUAUGCCUGCCAAUGAAUGCGUCCCAUCUACCAGACCUUCUGGUAUGCCUGCCAAGGAAUGCAUCCCAUCUGCCAGACCUUCUGGUAUUCCUGCCAAGGAGUGCAUCCCAUGUACCAGACCUUCUGGUAACUUCAGAAGUAAUGUUGAUCCAUGUGUGCCACUGUCAACAAAUAACCAGGGGAGCUGGUCCUCAAAACCUCACCUGAUUUGCAGUCCUGCUAACAUUGGAAUGGCUUUUAUGAAGCUGCCUGGCCUUGAAAGAAUGGAGAUCUCAAACUGCAAUGUAGAGAUAGGUGAAAAAAAAUAUAGGAACGCACAAUCAAUGAACACAGUAAGAUUCCAGAAACAACAGUUGGUUAGUGGCAUGACUAAUGCGAUGCAAGGUCAGAAAAAGAUCGGUCUAAGCAACUCUCAAGCUGGGAAAACAGUUCUGGAUGGUUGUCUGGGGCAAGGUGAUCAUCAUCUGCAGCAACCCACGGUGCGUUUGAUGGGUAAGACUGUCUCAGUUUGUAACCGUAGCAAGGAUCAUAAUGUACCAACUAUGGGGAAAGUGAGUCCAGACAAUAUCCCCAUCGAAUCAAAUUACCUCUCCACAGCCUUCCGUCAGUUGCCCCAGAAGAGAUCGUUCCCUUGUCAGGAUUCUGUUAUACCAAGAGUGCAUAUAAAUGAUUCUUCAGAUUUUUUGGCAAGGAUUCCUAACAAUAAUGUGUCAGGGCAAAAUACUAGUUUCAGUGGUCUCCAUAACCAAAAGCUGCAACCAAAAAAUACUGCUUCUCCAACCACAAAAGAUUGCACUUGGAAUUUUGGUAGUCAGUUUCCUCAUCAAGCUGAACUCAAUAAUGCAACUAUGGUCAGCGCCAACUCCAAGACCAGGCAUCUAGAGCUACGUCAACCACCUCAUUUGACAAGCAUUCCUCAGAAUCAACAGUCUCAAAUGUGGACUCCUGCAUCACACAUGAGUAGGAAAGAUCACAGUUUUGUGGGCUCAGCAGCAAACCAAUGUUCUCCUGCUCCACAGUUGUUGAUAAAGGCAAGCAUGAAGGAAAAAUAUCAGAAAUCCACUUUGUUGUCUUACGACGAUCCUAGUUCCGUGCCUAUUCGCCAACCCUACCAGAUACCUGGGGAAAAGUUAUCUUCUGCAUCCGCCAUAUCCUUUCUUGACUAUGGUGUGGAUAAUUCUUUGUCCAGAAGCUCUUCUCCUGGACUGAGUCUUUCUCUUACAACAGGUUUUGCAAAUAAGUCUGUUUCAAUAGGCAGACCAACUUGUAUGGUCAAUCUUACAAACACAGAUGGUAGGAAUGAUGCUGGCUUUGCUGAUCCAAUAAGCAAUGGACCAGCUUAUACAGAGAAUGUUUCACAGCAACCUGCAAAGAGACAACUUGUUACAGAUAGACAGGAUUUUAUGUCUAUGGAUCUAAACAUUGCGAGCCAUUCACCUGGCUGGUCACUUAGUGAUGCAGUUGGUCCUCGUGUACUUGAUUUUAGUAAAAGAACAGCAAGGGAUGUCGUGCAAACAGUAAGAAAUGAAAGCAACAAUUCAAGGGCCAGUUCAGGUCCAGUUCCGCCUAUGGAAACAAGGUUAAGGGCUGCGGUGGUUGCAGGAGUCAAUACCAUGUUGAGGCCAGGUCAAAACCUGAAUGAUCAUUCCAAACUGCUAUAUUCCACAAAAUUUUCAGUCAAUAGUGGUGUUAAUUCAGUUGUAUUAUAGUGGAAAGCAAGAAAGAAAUAACCAGUUGUCCUCAUUCAAGUUAUAGUUCUGGAGUUUUUCAGCAUUCAGGCACAGGGAAGUUGUAGGAGUUCCACAUUUGCGAACAUGUAGUUAGCAAUCGAUGGAUUGCUUAAUUCUUGUAACUUUUCCUAUCAAAUGUGCAAGAUUAUUUGAUUGUUUGAUUACUUAUCAUGCCAUAUCUGACACAAGCUUGAGGGCACUUGAACUGUACAGAUUGUAACUACUUGAGUAUUUUGUGGGCAUUCUAUUUCUAACAGUAUUUGCUAUAACCGCACUUGAUGCACAGCAGUUCAACUGUUGUA